CGUAGAGAGGUACUACGCUAUCUGUCAUCCUCUGAGAUCAAGACGAUGGCAGACGUUAUCUCAUGCCUACAGGAUGAUAAUCGUCAUCUGGCUGACUAGCGUAUUCACAAUGGCUCCCAUAGCAUACCUGAGCCAGCUCAUCCCGACAAAUCAAGGUCACCACAAGUGUAGGGAGAUUUGGCCUUCCAGAACCAUGGAGAGAGUAUAUAAUAUCUUCCUAGAUCUCUUCCUCCUGGUCCUGCCUCUCGUAGGACUCAUGGCCACUUACGCCCUCAUCAUACACACUCUCUGGAAGGGAAUGAACCUCCAAAACACCGGCCAAGUAAUUGCAACCACGGAGAUCUUGCGACCAACGUCCAGCAUGAAGAUCAAGUCGUCCACAGUGUCGGGCCCAAACUCCUUCACCUCCAGUUGCCACUGGUCCGAUCCCCAGGACUCCAUGAGACGUUCCAUCACUGCCAAGGUCCUCACCAAGAAGAAGAGGGUCGUCAAGAUGUUGUUCGCUGUAGUGGCGGAAUUCUUCAUUUGCUGGACCCCUCUUUACGUCAUCAAUACGGUGGCGUUGUUUGCUCCGGCGUUCGUCUACAACAGUCUAGGGUUCGAGACCAUCAGUUACUUCCAGCUCUUAGCGUACUCUUCGAGUUGUUGCAAUCCCAUCACUUACUGCUUCAUGAACUCUAGCUUCAGAAAGGCUUUCCUAAAGUUGUUCAAGUGCCAUCGCUCUGAGAGGGCAAAACGCACUUUUUGACCCGAGCCCAGGGUUCAGUCACCCUGGGGAGACUCUACGUGUUGAGUGCGGAAAAAGACAAAAGUGUCAAAUGUGUGUUUAUUACCAAGACUUAAGGUAAAUGCACCAGUAGCUGACAGUGCUCCAGAAGCUGACAGUUUGAGUUUCUUAACAUUAUAAUGUGGUCUCUUAAAAAUAUUUACACAUGAUUGCAUUGUUAGAAGAACAUAUGUUUAUUCUUGAUUUGUUUACAAACAAAUCAGUGAAAUUUAACCCAUACUCGCUGAAUGGUGGUGGUUUGAAAGCGACCCUGUCUGUACACAUACAUUUAGUCGAUUCCCUUAAUGAAAUUGUUAAGAAGGUAAGUUUGGUUUUUUUGUCAUUUCGCUAAAUUUCUUAAAUAGUAUUAAUGAUUAGGCUCAUUAUUUUUUUCAAUUAUACCUUUGUUGACGAUUUCAUGAUAAAAUUGGGGUGUUAGGGGUUUUGGAUUUAAAAUUAUAUCAAUGUCAGACUUUGGUACACAAAAGCCAUACAAGUUCCACUAGCUGACAGGGGAUAUUUGCUACUUGCACAAUAUUAAAUUGGUUUUACCCAUCGAAAUUUGCAUGCUAUUUAUAAUUUAUGUGAUCUCACAUUUUUAUAAUAUGAUUUUAA
Macrosteles quadrilineatus (aster leafhopper) is the source of this 1381-nucleotide messenger RNA. RefSeq names its product cholecystokinin receptor-like. The record is from RefSeq and is a predicted model, not a curated record. Gene Ontology annotation, molecular function: neuropeptide receptor activity. Gene Ontology annotation, cellular component: membrane. Gene Ontology annotation, biological process: neuropeptide signaling pathway. The transcript is spliced from 4 exons. Bases 74 to 748 code for a protein of 224 amino acids. Lineage: Eukaryota; Metazoa; Arthropoda; Insecta; Hemiptera; Cicadellidae.